Glycine soja is the source of this 1797-nucleotide messenger RNA. RefSeq names its product dnaJ homolog subfamily B member 1-like. NCBI's taxonomy places the organism in Eukaryota, Viridiplantae, Streptophyta, Magnoliopsida, Fabales, Fabaceae. Gene Ontology annotation, molecular function: protein-folding chaperone binding. The record is from RefSeq and is a predicted model, not a curated record. The transcript is spliced from 2 exons. The coding region runs from base 357 to 1412 and encodes 351 amino acids. Gene Ontology annotation, cellular component: cytosol.
AAGGUCAUAUAAACUGAAAUAGAGGAAAUAAUAAAAAUACUAAUAAAGAAUGUAUUAUAGACUGUGUUGUGAUUUGUGAACGGUCUUGAAAGUUGAAACGCAGAUAGAUAGAUAGAUGAUAGAUGCAUCGCACCCCAGUUGGCCUUGUUUGCGCUGCACGUCGAAAUUUAAAAAAUAAAAAAUUGGAAUAGCCCAAAAACAGAAACUAACCCGGCUAGCUCAUAAUGGCAGAGGGACCCGCAUAUGAUUACGAUUUCUGAUUCUGAUUUCAUAAUUAUUUAUUUUCCUCCUCCAAUCUUCCUUCAGCCCUCCAAAUCCUAACCGUCAAUUCCAUUUCCAACGCCGCACCGGAAGUCAUGGGCAUGGACUACUACAACAUACUCAAAGUGAAUCGCAACGCCAGCGACGACGAUUUGAAGAAAGCCUACAAGAGACUCGCGCGUAUAUGGCACCCUGACAAGAACCCCGUCAACAAGACCGAAGCCGAGGCCAAAUUCAAACGAAUCUCCGAAGCCUACGACGUUCUCAGCGACCCGCAGAAGCGUCAGAUCUACGAUCUCUACGGCGAGGAGGCGUUGAAAUCGGGGCAGUUUCCCCCACCCCCGCAGUCCUCGUCCUCGUCGUCCUCGCGCGCCUUCCACCACCACCACCACCACCACCGCCAGAACAACAACCCUCCCCCGGCCUCGGCCUCGUCGUUCCGAUUCAACCCGCGCGACGCCGACGACAUCUACGCCGAGUUUUUCGGCCCGGACGACAUCGGCGCCGGUGCCUCGUCCCGCCGAGGCGGCGGCCCGGACGCCUUCUUCCGGACCUCCAACGGCGGAGGCGCCGCGUUCAGCGCCUCCGCCGCUGCAGGACGGAAGGCCGCCGCGGUGGAGAACGCGCUCCCGUGCAGCUUGGAGGACCUCUACAAAGGAGUCAAGAAGAAGAUGAAGAUUUCCAGGAACGUCUACGACGCUUUUGGCAAAUGUGGGGAUGUGGAGGAGAUUUUGACUAUCGAGAUAAAACCUGGCUGGAAGAAAGGAACAAAAAUUACCUUCCCAGAGAAAGGUAACCGUGAGCCUGGUGUCAUCCCAGCAGAUCUCAUUUUUGUGAUAGAUGAGAAGCCGCAUGCUCUUUAUAGAAGGGAUGGUAAUGAUUUGGUGAUCAACCAAGAGAUAACCCUUCUUGAGGCCCUUACUGGUAAAACGUUGGAUCUCACCACCUUGGACGGAAGGAGUCUCAUGAUCCCAUUGACAGAUAUUGUCAAACCUGGUGCUGAGGUUGUUGUCCCUAAUGAAGGAAUGCCUAUAUCAAAAGAGCCUGGGAUGAAGGGGAAUUUGAGAGUUAAGCUUGACGUCAAGUAUCCUUCAAGGCUAACUCCAGAGCAGAAGUCUGAUCUGAGGAGAGUUUUAGGUGGAAUCUCAUGAAUGUUUAAGUUUGCUGUUUGGUAUCACUAGUGAAUGCACGUUGUAAAUAUAUCAUGUGCAUACUGUUGAUGCAUAUGUGAAUAACAGGAAUACUCCACGGGUGAAACUGAGUAUAAAGAGCUAACAUACGAUGUGCCCAUAAUUUAGCAUUUGGACUUUUUUGCAGGGUAGGAAACAUAAACGACUGUUUGGAAAGCGUCAAUCUUAGUGAAACAGAUAGAUAGGUAAUUCAGCUGAGUUUCCAUCAUUUUGCAUCAACUUGUUUUGUCUUUUGGUUAAAGUCGUGAAGAUUACUAGUUUUGAGAUAGGUUCACAACGAGUCAUGCUGAUACCAUGAAAAUUGUAUAUAUUGAUUGUUUUUUUAUUGGAGGUUCCUUUAUUUAUA